Molecule: messenger RNA, 1255 nt
Organism: Myxocyprinus asiaticus (Chinese sucker)
Lineage: Eukaryota; Metazoa; Chordata; Actinopteri; Cypriniformes; Catostomidae
Gene: nrn1lb
Product: neuritin 1-like b
Exons: 3
Coding region: 238-714 (158 amino acids)
Biological process (GO): neuron projection extension; nervous system development
Cellular component (GO): plasma membrane
Source: RefSeq, a predicted model, not a curated record
UUUAAUCCCACAAUUUUUUUAAUAAUCAGAUUUCACAACCACCCUCAUCCAUUUGAUUCAACAGUGGAGUCCAAAGUUGCAGCUGUUUUCUGGAACAGAAAUGUGGAUGGGACACCUCAAGGAGGUUUGGAUGAUUUGUGCAUGACUGUGUGAUAAAGAUUAAAAAUAUUCAGUUACUCUGGUGUGUGUGUGUGUGUGUGUGUGGUCUUCACUUGAAAAAUUUGGCUGUUCAACGGAAUGCAUCUGCUGCUGUUCAUUUCAUUCUGCCUCAGUCUUUGUUCCUCUGUACUGAGUGCAGCAGUAACACCUCCAUGUAGUGUUGUAUACAGGGGCUUUGCUGAAUGUCUGGUUACUCUGGGUGACAGUGUGAGCUCCAAGACUGAUAACACACAAGACAUCAACUCCAUUUGCAAGUCAUGGGAUGCCUUCCAGGUGUGUGUGAGUAGUGUGUUGUCAGGUUGCCGUGGUGAUGCAGCAGAGAUCUGGGAAUCUUUGAGAGCGGAGUCCCGGAAAACAACAUUUGCUGGGAAUCUCUAUGACAUGUGUGCAGGACGUACUGAAGCUGUCACUGCAGCUACCACUCCUCAGAGUCUUCCCAGUACUGACCAAACAAACCAGGAAACCCUCAAAGGACUUGCUCAUUCUGUCAGCCACUCAGUCAGCAUAGAGCUGCUCCUGAUAUGCAUCUCUCUUCUCCUGCUACUUCGGAUGUAGAACAUCCCUUUUAUAAGCGGGACUGAUGCCAUUGGCCAAUGACAGCAUUACAGGCAAAUAUCAGCAUAGAAUCUUUAUGCUGGUAUGUUUCAUGUUAUGCUAUUUUAUCUGAUUUAAGGUGUAAGAUUUUGGGUAAGAGAUUCUGAAUGUGUUUGUUAAUUUUAAAACCAUGUCAAUGUUUUAGCUUUUUGUCUAUACAAUUCUGUAAUGUUCUGGGGCUGGUUGCGACAAACCUCUUAAUUAUAAUUGCAAGGGUACUGUAACUAAGGGGGUUUGUUGCAACUGAUUACUCUACUCAAAUCUAAUAAUUUUGAACACAUCAUUACGUUUGAUGUUUCUGUCAAAAGAUCAUAAAACAGGACAAAUACUGUAUGUCAUUUAAAGGAAUAGUUCACCCCAACCUGAAAAUUCUCUCAUUUAUUCACACUCAUGCCAUCCCAGAUGUGUAUGACUUUCUUUCUUCUGUUGAACACAAAUGAAUAUUUUUAGAAGAAUAGGUCCUGACAAUGCAAGUACAUGGUGGCCAGAACUUUGAAGCUCC